Molecule: messenger RNA, 1077 nt
Organism: Rotaria sp. Silwood1
Lineage: Eukaryota; Metazoa; Rotifera; Eurotatoria; Philodinida; Philodinidae
Source: the annotation of a GenBank genome assembly
AUGCAAGCAAAAGAUUUACGUAUACUCAUUGGUGAAGCAAAGCCGAUUAAUGAAAUAACUGAUCCAGCACAACGUGAUGCUCGAGCACACAUUAUAAAUGCAUUUUCAAUGAUGAACGCAGAUGGUAGUGCGCCACGUUCAGUCGAUUUUCAUUCGUUUCGUGGUGCAUUUACACCAGAGUUUUUUCCACGACGAUUUGCUUUGAAAGACUCGAUAUAUUCUCAGCGACUUGAUUUAUUAGCAUUUUUACUACGAAACGCUCUCUACCGUUUUUCAACAUGUUCACCACCAAUUAAAUAUUGUGAAUUUUCUGUUGGUUGUGGUGAUUUAAGUCGUCCUUGGAUAUUUGAUAUUUUAUUGACAUUUUCUAAUGCUGAACCAAUCAGUGAAUUAAAAAAACUAGUUAAUAACAAUCAUUUUCCAUGGCUCAAAACAGAUGGUUUUGAACGAGCUAUUGACUAUCGAUUUCUGGCAGGAUUUAAUCGUCGAAUAUCACGAGUCAGUCAUGGUUAUUCAGUUGACGAAGCCGUUGCAUUUUUAUUUGAAGUACCGCAUAAUGCGAUUCAUGUUCCAAUCGUUCUAUCUACUGAUGAUGACGGAAUAUGGCCUAUUGACAAAUGUCCAUUAGAACAUCAGGAACAUCAUUCUUUAGCAGCAGAAUAUUGUCGUGCAAUUACUACUCGUUUUAUAACGAAAAAUCAUUUGAAAAAUAUGAUUAAAAAUUCAAAGCGUUUCUGCUUUACAUAUGGAAAAGCUUUACCAAAAGAGGAAUCUCAGAAAAUAAGCGCAGUGCGAGACAUCAAUGAAGGCGAUUAUUUUCCCACGGAUAUCAUUGUACAUCCAGAUGUUUUACGAAUGCUUCUUGCUAGGAUACCACGUAGCGAUAUAGAUUUAUAUCCUUGCUUGAAAUAUUAUCAAACAUUGUACAAAUUAAAAAUACCUCCUUCUAAAAGUCGAGAUUUUGAUGACGAUGAAAGUCGAGAUUCUGAUGACGAUUGGAAAAACCAGUGUCAACUUGUAGGACCUGUACUAAGCGAGCUUGGUUCUGGUAUACAGUUAGCUGUUGGUGCGAUGUGA